This is a messenger RNA of Schistosoma turkestanicum, 386 nucleotides long. The record is from the annotation of a GenBank genome assembly. Lineage: Eukaryota; Metazoa; Platyhelminthes; Trematoda; Strigeidida; Schistosomatidae.
GGCGGUUUUCUUGCGGCGCUUCGUUUGACCAUAGUACCUUACGAGGGUUAUAUGAUUCACCAGAAAGUUGAAUUCAGGAUCUAUGUGUGAACUGAUAUAAGCCGAAAUUGUUGAUUAUUCACUUGAAGUGAUAGCACUAACCCUACAUAUAUUACGGAUAAUUAUGAGUCUCUUUACAAGUCCACCUCCUGUUGUAAAACGACUUAUAAGUUACAUCAAGGAAGGUUCAGAUAAAGAAGAAAAGUGGAAAGAAAAGGCUGUUAAAUCUUUAGUUAAAAGGUUAAAAAAUGGGACACAAUUAGACGAGUUGGAACGUGCUCUAGUUAGCCAAGAUCCAUCUACUCGCUGUGUUACUAUUCCGCGUUCAUUGGAUGGACGUCUCCAAG